AUGGGCAAUAGAAAGAAGACUGGACAGAUAAGUCCACAUUUUCACAGUCCCAUUGCUCCACUUGAAGAUUCAGCAACUGGAAAAGUAUAUAAAGAAGUGCUAUUCACUUAUGCAGUUCCUACACUCAAAUCAUUUGCGCGGUAG
This is a messenger RNA of Funneliformis caledonium, 144 nucleotides long. Lineage: Eukaryota; Fungi; Glomeromycota; Glomeromycetes; Glomerales; Glomeraceae. The record is from the annotation of a GenBank genome assembly.